Molecule: messenger RNA, 1068 nt
Organism: Emericellopsis atlantica
Lineage: Eukaryota; Fungi; Ascomycota; Sordariomycetes; Hypocreales; Bionectriaceae
Product: Longin-like domain-containing protein
Exons: 2
Coding region: 326-976 (216 amino acids)
Biological process (GO): vesicle fusion with Golgi apparatus; endoplasmic reticulum to Golgi vesicle-mediated transport; retrograde vesicle-mediated transport, Golgi to endoplasmic reticulum
Cellular component (GO): endoplasmic reticulum-Golgi intermediate compartment; SNARE complex; ER to Golgi transport vesicle membrane
Molecular function (GO): SNAP receptor activity
Source: RefSeq, a predicted model, not a curated record
UCUCCCAGCGCGAUCGCCAACUUUGAAUCUUGAUUUCAACCUCCACAGUUCGAGCUUGCUAGCCUAUUCAUUCAACUCUCUGCACAUACUGCCUCCCUCGCUCUGUUGAAGCUUUGUAUCUCUUCUUCCAAUUGACUUUCGACGCCACCCAAAGACGACGCCCCGCGCACCCAUCGACCGGGUUAUCCCACGUGCCUUGGGACUUUGACACGUAGCUCGAUCAGCACCGCCAACUGUACAUCGCGACCUCGGAUUCUCCGCUACCACGAGCUCUACGGCUUCUUGCCUUGAACACGUACUUCAUCUACGGAACCACUCAGCAAUCAUGAUCCGCUCAACGCAAAUAUCACGGCUGGAUGGCCUCAUGCUCUGCGCCUCCGUGGACGAGGACCAGUCCACGCCCCAGCUCGCCGAGGUCAAGCAACAGACCCGUCAGGUCCUGCGCAAACUCACCCCCCAGUCCGAGCCCCAGGCCUCCAUCGACUGCGGCGCCUCCUACACCCUCCACUACCUCAUCGACAAUUCCAUCAUCUUCCUCACCAUCUGCGACCGCUCGUACCCGCGCAAGCUCGCCUUCACCUACCUCUCCGACCUGGCGCGCGAGUUCACCACGUCCCACUCGCUCCAGCAGAUCCACUCGCCCACGCUGCGGCCAUACGCGUUCAUGGAGUUUGACGGCUUCAUCACAAAGACAAAGGCCGUCUACGCGGACUCGCGGGCGAGCGCCAACCUCGACCAGCUCAACGACGAGCUCAAGGACGUCACCAAGAUCAUGACAAAGAACAUUGAGGAUCUGCUGUACCGCGGCGACAGCCUGGAGCGGAUGGGCGAGAUCAGCAGUCGCCUAAGGGACGACAGCAAAAAGUACAGGAGAGCGGCGGUGCGGAUCAACUGGGAACUUCUGCUCAAGCAGUACGGUCCCUUUGCGGGUCUGGGCUUCAUCAUCCUGCUCUUCAUAUGGCUGAGGUUCUUCUGAGCGGAAGGGGUGGCCUAUAGUUUCAAAAAAGCAAGCGGUAUCAUUUCGCACAUCGGUCUAUGUAAUAAAAUCAUGCAUGGCUCUCUAAACGG